CAAGUGGUAGAAUUUAGAGGCACACUUCCUUUUGAGUUCGCAGCACAAAAGCAAGAUCUCCAAAAAAAAAAAAUUAAAAAAAGGAAGAAUAUGUGCCACGCUGAUAUAUAGCCGAAGCAAUCCACGAAAAUCAAUGGCGGAGGAGAAAAGAGAGGAAGAAGCGCACCCCAACAACGAACCAUCCACCACCAUGGCAUUCUCCGACGAGAUUCCCAACAACUUCACUUUCCCUUCCCAACCACUCACCAUCUUCGACGCCAUGCCGCCGCCGCCCUUCUCUUCUUCCUGCGACCACAAGGCCUCGCCCUUCGGCUUCCUCGACCUGCUCGGCGUGCACGACUACCACGCUCCGCUAUUCGAUUGGCCCCCCUCCGCUGCGCCGUCGCGGGCGAGCUCCAACGUGCCGGACUCCUCCGAGGUGCUGAACACUCCCGCGUCGCCCAACCUGUCGUCGAUUUCGUCGUCUUCGAAUGAGGCCACCGCCACCGCCACGACCGCCAGCAGGGCGGAGCAGAGUGGUAAAGGUGGGUUUGAACACGAGGAAGCCGAAGCAGAGGAGGAAGAAGAAGGUGGUAAUGGAGGCAGAGAGGACCAGGAUCAAGACAAGACUAAGAAACAGUUGAAACCGAAGAAGAAGAACCAAAAGAAGCAAAGAGAACCGAGAUUUGCGUUCAUGACAAAGAGCGAGGUUGAUCACCUAGACGAUGGUUAUAAGUGGCGCAAGUACGGCCAAAAAGCUGUGAAAAACAGCCCUUAUCCCAGGAGCUACUACCGUUGCACCACCACCGGUUGCGGCGUAAAGAAGCGAGUCGAGCGUUCCUCCGACGACCCUUCCAUCGUGGUUACCACUUACGAGGGGCAGCACACGCACCCUUGCCCUGCUUCGUCUCGGGCCAGCUUCGGGUUCGUGAACGAGCCUGGUGGGUUGGGACAUUCCGGCUCCUCACACUUCGUCCUGCCACAUCAACACCAACACCAACACCAACACCAAGCUUCGCCUUUGAUAUAUAACUCCAACCCUCCUUUUGUAAACUCCGCCAGUAACUUCAUGAACACGACGUCGUUUGGUGGGUUUGGUCAGGACCACGCGAACCGUCAAGGAUUCGGGCAUGAGGCUUUGUUGAGGGACAAUGGGUUGCUUCAGGACAUUAUUGUGCCAUCGCAGGUGAGGAAGGAGGAGAAGGAUUGAGUUAAAUGAUAGGCUAGUUACGAAUUUUGAUGAUGUUUAUACUUAUAUUGGGCUGGGGAAAUUGAUAAUACUAGAUAGUCAUUGCUUAUAUGGUCUGUAAUCACUGCACCUUGACGUUGUCUGUGAUGGUCUCUAACUCGUUUGGUGCUGCCGUUGGGGGAGUUUCUGUGCAGAAAACUACCUCACGUAGAUUUGAGUUCAUAUCAAACCUUUUAGAGUUUACAUUUUAUAUCAGUAUUUUCCUUGUAGCUUAUGGAGGACCUCAGGUUCUGAUUUUGUUAAUUUCAUUUUUUUUCUUAACUUGAUAUGCCU
Vigna umbellata (rice bean) is the source of this 1501-nucleotide messenger RNA. It is a transcript of the gene WRKY48, whose product is annotated as WRKY DNA-binding protein 48. Gene Ontology annotation, molecular function: DNA-binding transcription factor activity; sequence-specific DNA binding. Lineage: Eukaryota; Viridiplantae; Streptophyta; Magnoliopsida; Fabales; Fabaceae. Gene Ontology annotation, biological process: regulation of DNA-templated transcription. The record is from RefSeq and is a predicted model, not a curated record.